GCAAAACAUGAACUCAUCCAUUUGUUGUUAAGAAUUUAAAAAGUUGAUAUUUAAUGAAUGUGCAUUUAAAUUUAACCAGAAAAAAAAGGGGGAGAAAAAAAAGUGAUUGGCCUUUGCUUUAUGUAUUGGCAAAUGGCAGUAUGGCACCUGAAAAUCAAAUAAAUACUAGCUGGCUCGUAGCUGGCUUUUUCCUGCUAUUUAAAAGGCUCUUCCAUUUUUUCUCACUCAUCACACACUUCUCGUUCUCUCUCUAAGCCAUCACCCCUCUUUCACCUGAUAAUUGAUAUGCACCAUUUGCUUCUCUUUCUACCAGUUGUGUGGUGGGUAUCGGAUAAUGAUGAGAGCUGUUUAUGAUAAGCGUUUGUAUUGGGUGAUAGCGAAAGGAUCUGGGGAUUGUCGGUUUGGAUUGUGUGGAGUUGAGGAUACAGGAUUGUGUAGCUGAGAUAAGUAGUUUGCCGGCCGGGAAGUAGUCGCCGGCGACGAGAUGAGCGCGUCGAGGUUUAUAAAGUGCGUGACCGUCGGAGAUGGUGCUGUGGGUAAAACUUGUUUGCUCAUUUCCUACACUAGCAACACCUUUCCCACUGAUUAUGUCCCAACAGUGUUUGACAAUUUCAGUGCCAAUGUUGUUGUGGAUGGUAGCACUGUAAACCUAGGAUUGUGGGACACUGCAGGUCAGGAAGAUUACAAUAGACUCAGACCAUUGAGCUAUCGUGGGGCUGAUGUCUUUAUACUAGCAUUCUCUCUAAUUAGUAAGGCCAGUUAUGAGAAUGUGUCCAAGAAGUGGAUACCUGAACUGAGGCAUUAUGCUCCUGGAGUUCCGAUAAUUCUCGUGGGAACCAAGCUUGAUCUUCGAGAGGAUAAACAGUUCUUCGUGGAUCACCCUGGAGCUGUAUCCAUCACAACUGGGCAGGGAGAGGAAUUGAAGAAGUCGAUUGGGGCUUCUGCUUACAUUGAGUGCAGUGCCAAGACACAACAGAAUGUGAAGGCUGUCUUUGAUGCGGCAAUUAAGGUUGUUUUGCAGCCACCGAAGCAAAAGAAGAGGAAGAAGAGAAAGGGUCACAAGGCCUGCAGUAUACUCUAAACUGCAUAUCGAAACGCAACUAAAGGGAGGCACGAAUCUUGUGCAUUUUCCUGGUUGAGCUUGCAAUUAACUUGUCAAUUCUUGGCUUGUUCUUAUACUUAUGAUAAGGCUCUUGAAGCAUCAUCACAUUCAAGUAAUCGGUUUGUAAUCUUUUAGCCGCAGCUCAGUAUAAGUAUGUUUGUAUGAUUGAUUGAGAUGUGUGGUUAUAU
This is a messenger RNA of Striga asiatica, 1290 nucleotides long. NCBI's taxonomy places the organism in Eukaryota, Viridiplantae, Streptophyta, Magnoliopsida, Lamiales, Orobanchaceae. The record is from the annotation of a GenBank genome assembly.